AUGUAUUCCACAUGGAAGAGCAGCAUGAGGAGGGAGAAGCAGACCAAUGUGUCUGAGUUCUUCCUUCUGGGCCUCCCCAUCCCACCAGGGCAGCAGGACAUAUUCUUCACCCUAUUCUUGGGCAUGUACCUGACCACAGUGCUGGGGAACUUGCUCAUCAUCCUGCUCAUCAGGCUCGACUCUCGUCUCCACACCCCCAUGUACUUCUUCCUCAGUCACUUGGCCUUCACUGACAUCUCUUUCUCAUCUGUCACUGUCCCCAAAAUGUUGAUGGACAUUCACACUAAUCACAAGUCCAUCCUCUUCACAGGGUGCAUUUGUCAGAUGUAUUUUUUCAUAUUGUUUGGUUGUCUUGACAAUUUCCUUCUUGCAGUGAUGGCAUACGACAGGUAUGUGGCCAUCUGUCAGCCACUCCACUAUACCACCAUCAUGAGUCAGGAGCUGUGUAUCUCACUAGUAGCUGGGUCCUGGUUCCUCUGUUGUGCACAUGCCCUGUUGCACACCCUCCUCCUGGUCCAACUUUCAUUCUGUGCUGACAAUAUCAUUCCCCACUUCUUCUGUGAUCUCCCUACACUCCUGAAGAUGAGCUGCUCAAACAUCUCCCUCAAUGAGCUGGUCAUUUUCACUGAGGGAGGAAUGAUUAUCAUCCUGCCUUUGAGCAGUGUCUUGGGCUCUUAUAUCCGGAUAGGUACCACUGUUCUGAGGGUCCCCUCCACCAAGAGAUUCUGCAAAGCCUUUUCUACUUGUGGCUCCCAUCUCUUUGUUGUGUCUUUAUACUAUGGGACCAUUGCAGGUGUUUACUUUUUCUCCUCACCAUCCAUCUCCAAUGAUAAAGACAUAAUUGCUUCUGUGAUGUAUAUGGUAGUCACUCCAAUGCUGAACCCCUUUAUCUAUAGUCUGAGGAACAGAGAUAUGAAACAUGCCUUAGAAAUAUUAGUUAAUAGGAUUAAGGUUUUAACUCACAAUCACUAA
Equus quagga is the source of this 972-nucleotide messenger RNA. Its product is annotated as olfactory receptor 1J4-like. Gene Ontology annotation, biological process: G protein-coupled receptor signaling pathway. The record is from RefSeq and is a predicted model, not a curated record. The transcript is spliced from 2 exons. Gene Ontology annotation, molecular function: G protein-coupled receptor activity; olfactory receptor activity. NCBI's taxonomy places the organism in Eukaryota, Metazoa, Chordata, Mammalia, Perissodactyla, Equidae. The coding region runs from base 1 to 972 and encodes 323 amino acids. Gene Ontology annotation, cellular component: membrane.